CAACUGCCACCAAAACCAGUUUAUAGCAGUUGCAGAGUGAGCAGAUUGAGGCAGCACUGCGGAGGCAGCUCAGGAGAGGAACUGCAAGUCCUGAGAGAUAACUUACACAGGAAAGACUAACAAACAGUCUAAGAUGGCUGAAGCAGAUUCUGAUAGUCACAACUAUAAUGAAGUGUCAAAGAUGUUGCAAGAUCUUAACAAGGAUCUGGAAGUAAUGCUGGAGCAGAUGGAGAAGAUAUCAGUUAAAGCAACAUGGAUGGCUUAUGACAUGGUAACGACUCGCGGCAAUCCUGAUCUGGUUGAACAAAUGAGAAGACUGGAGGAGAGUUUCAUGCAGUGCAAGGAGGAGAUUGAGAAACACUGGAAAGAUAUAUUAGAUGAAAGCAAGAAACCGUCAUAGAGAAAGAAUGCACCAACAUGCUUCUUAUUUUUGUCUUAUCUGUUCUUUAAGACAUUAAAUUUGUUUUGAAAAACAAA
This is a messenger RNA of Pseudophryne corroboree (corroboree frog), 477 nucleotides long. It is a transcript of the gene SYCE3, whose product is annotated as synaptonemal complex central element protein 3. The coding region runs from base 134 to 400 and encodes 88 amino acids. The transcript has 3 exons. Lineage: Eukaryota; Metazoa; Chordata; Amphibia; Anura; Myobatrachidae. The record is from RefSeq and is a predicted model, not a curated record. Gene Ontology annotation, biological process: spermatogenesis; synaptonemal complex assembly; reciprocal meiotic recombination.